Molecule: messenger RNA, 399 nt
Organism: Rotaria socialis
Lineage: Eukaryota; Metazoa; Rotifera; Eurotatoria; Philodinida; Philodinidae
Source: the annotation of a GenBank genome assembly
AUGUUGAAGCAGAUUGUUCUCAUUUUUCUUUUCUUAAGUAUUGCUGUCAAUGCUGAAGUCACCCGAGAAGACAUUGAUGCUGUUCAAAAACAAUUAGAAGCAGCUGUUCAAGUUGAAAAUCGAUGUACAACAUCAUCGGAUUGUACCGCAGCACCUACUGGAUCUCGGGCAUGCGGUGGCCCCAAUGGUUACGUUGUAUAUGCAAUCAAGAGCUCUAAUGCACGAAUGAUUCGUUUGUUAGCAACAAAGACAGUUGAUCUUGAACGACAAUAUAAUUUGGACAAUGGAGUCAUAUCUAUUUGCUCGAUGAUAAUGCCACCAACCCCAGUCUGCGAUAAAACCAGCAAAUGUUCUACCGAUUCUACAGUAUCACCAUUCGAGCCAGCUACCUUAGAAUAA